AGCCAAUCAGCCAUUCAUGCAUACUUCAGAUUUCUUUUAUUUUAAUUUCUUUUUUCAUUUGCAACAGAAUUCUCAAUUUUGUCUGAGAAAACGAGGAAAAAAUAAAAUGAAUUGAUUUAAUUCCGGAAAAAUCGGUCUGAUAGGUAGUUUUUGUUUUGUUUUGUGUGUUUUGAUGGCGUCGUGGAGGGUGAUAGCAUCAAGUUCACCGCCCAAUCCGGAUCUUCCACGUAAGCAUACAACCUCCCCUUAAAUCUCCACUACGAUUAGAGCCGGCGGGUUUUCCAUGGAUGAUAUACUCCGCAACAUUUACUCCGAUUCCGAUGCAUUCGCUCAGGAGAACAACGCCGGUGACGGUGCCGGAGGAGGUGAAGAAUCGGCCGCAGACGGUAGCGGCGAGGGAAUGGGGAACGCGAACGGGAGCAAGACGGUGGACGAGAUGUGGAGUGAAAUUGUGAGCGGCAGCGCGGAGCCGAGGAUGACUCUGGAGGAUUUCCUGGCUAAGGCGGGGGCGGGGGACGAGGAGGAUGCUAGGGUUCCGGAGGCGGAGGCGACGGUGGGGCCGGCGGUGUCCGGCGUCUUUGGGAUGGACGCGGUCGUGAUGAAUCCCGCGGCGGCGGCCGUUCAAUUUGCGCCUCCGCCGGCGAUGUCCGUUCAAAACGGAUUCGGCGUGGAGUUUGGGAGCGGGAGGGGUAGGAGGAGGGUGGCGGUGGAGGAGGCGCCGCUGGACAAGGCCACGCAGCAAAAGCAGAGGCGGAUGAUUAAGAACAGGGAAUCUGCCGCUAGAUCCAGGGAGCGAAAGCAGGCCUACACGGUUGAGUUGGAGUCUUUGGUGACGCACCUCGAAGAAGAAAAUGCUAGGCUUUUAAAAGAAGAGGAUGAAUUGAACAAGAAGAGAUACAAACAGCUCAUUGAGAACCUAAUUCCGCUCGUGGAAAAGAGAAGGCCCCCGAAGGUUUUGAGGAGAGUGCAUUCCAUGGAGUGGUAGGAGGUUUUCUAGUCAAUGGGCUGAUGAUAAGGUAGAAAGGCUAAUACAGAAACUAGUUAUUUUGUCCAGCAAAUGGGAGCCUUAGUAAUGUCGCAGGAGGACAUUCCGGCAAGGGAUCUACAGAUGGACAUUAUUUUCUUAUUUUGAUAUUCAUUUUGUUGGGGGAUUGAGAGAUGCAGUUUGAGAUUUCAAACUCAAAAGAACUGAACUCGUCUGCAGGCAGGUUGAGAAAACAUAUUUAUUUAUAUAUCUGUAGUUAAUUCCAGUAGCAAGGUUUUUGUUGAUAG
Molecule: messenger RNA, 1272 nt
Organism: Striga asiatica
Lineage: Eukaryota; Viridiplantae; Streptophyta; Magnoliopsida; Lamiales; Orobanchaceae
Source: the annotation of a GenBank genome assembly